Botrytis fragariae is the source of this 2157-nucleotide messenger RNA. RefSeq names its product putative transcription factor c2h2 protein. The transcript has 2 exons. The coding region runs from base 1 to 2157 and encodes 718 amino acids. The record is from RefSeq and is a predicted model, not a curated record. NCBI's taxonomy places the organism in Eukaryota, Fungi, Ascomycota, Leotiomycetes, Helotiales, Sclerotiniaceae.
AUGUCUUUUAGAACUGUUGAAGAAGCUGUAGCCGCUUAUGAGAGCGCACCGCCACAACAGGGUUGCCGAGAUCCUGGUUCGAACCUCGCGCGACCACCGAUAUGUGGUGAUCAAGUAUCGCAUUCCUUUGACAAUGAUCUGAAUAAGGCAAAUCACUUAUCAUACAAUAAUUUUGACGACAAUAACCUCGAUGAUUUCAUCCUCUUUCCCAAUGGCGAACUCACAAGUUACGAUCUCGAGUUCGAUGAUGAUUUGUUUGCAUAUCAAGAUGGGGUAGAGCAACUUGCAUCCAUAUCCACAGCGGGGUCCUCCGAUAACCAAAGUCCCUUGCAAUGUCAGAUUACACCUCAAAGAUUGGGUAGUGAAGUGAGAGACCGCUCUUACGAUUUUCCUGGCCAAGUGGAAUAUACUCCAUCUGAAAUGCCAGAACCGGUCCAGACGUCGAUGAAUUCCCAACAUGUACAAACAUUAUCGAAAGCUGGAACAAUCUCUGGAUCAGAUCUCGAAAAUCAUGACCUUGAAAUACAUGAGAGCAACUUGGAGGGACCCACAAAGGUCCACAGACAGAUACUUCCACUUCGACGAUCGACUAGGAACAAGGGAAGUUGUUCAACGGGAGGGACUGGGAACAUAGUUUCCCCUCAUCAAACAACUAAUGAUCUCGAAUCAAUGGUUCAAUGUUACAGUCAACGCCUAGCUGAUUAUCCCGCGAGUCGCAGUUCCUCAAUUUCUGCAGGUGUCGAAUUUACCAGUAAGAAUUUCAGAAGUAAACUAUUCGACAGAGUAUGCGAGACAACAUCAGAGUUUGAGGAUGAGCCCCUGAAUCGAUCGUUCGUCGCCUCAGAAAUCAGAAAAUCUAUACAGGAUAUCUAUCGCGAUUUUGGCUUCAAAGGGGAGACUACGAAAACGGAAAGCUUGGUUGGAGAAUCUAUACUUGAGAUCAUUCGAGACAAAGAUAUACCUUGGAAGGAUAUGAAGCCUAUGAAAAUUGCGGAAUCAGUCUAUAAAAUUUACUUCGAAGCAGGAAACGAUCAGCCUAUACCGCAGAAUAUUUCUUCCAGAAGACACAACACAAGAGCCGCAUUCUCUGAUUCGACACCACGUACAAACAGAAACCCAUCGGUAUUUUCACGUUCAUCUAAGCGUCCUAGCGAUUAUGAAGGUUCCACGAGUAUCGCUUCCUCUUCCAGUAAGCGACCCAAAGUCUCCUCGGACGAAUACAAUUGUUACUACGACGAUUGUAACGCAAGCGUGGAGUUAAAAGGGAUUGGACCCCACAACAAAAUCCAUAAUCCUUAUGAGUUUUUUGCUUGCAUUGUGCCUGGUUGCUUGAAAAUAUUCCCGAGAAAGGAAACUAUGAAAAGUCACCUAAAGACCAAAUCUCAUAAAGGCUAUCUCAAGGGUCUCUCAAAAACUGAAAUGAACAAUAUAUCAGAAAAGAUCAGGGAGAAUACUUUUAUAAUCACAGAUCGAACCCACGACCACUGCGGUUUCUGUGACAUAGAUCUUCUUCGAGGUUCUUGGGAGGAUUGUCGGAGAAGCCACGCCCACAUUAUGAGUCAUCAGAAAUCAUUUCCCCUCCUGCCCUUCCGGCACUCAUGCUCGGACAAAGAUAAGUGUGGAACGAAAGAUCAUUGGAAGACUAGCACCUGCAUCCAACCAAAGAAUCGAAAGCGGGUUCCGUAUAGCGACUAUGAUGACUCUGAUUGCGAAGUACGAUCAGAGAUUGAUGAGGACAACCUUGAUUGUUCAAACAACGGGAAUAGCACGGAGCCACAAGAGAGACCUGUUAUGAAUCUUUAUGCCCAAGGGCCUCGUGCUCAAGACUAUCGUGGGAGCAAUGAUAGCUUCAGUGGUGGUAGUUAUCCAAGAAAUCGGAGCCCAUCUGAAUAUAGAAGUCCAUACCAAAACAAGCAGUCUUCAAGGCUUCGUCCUAUGCUUGAUACAUUGGCCUCUCCUUCAGAUACAGAAUUGGAUAUCGCAAUGUCUAGAUUUCGCGCCGAGGAUCCAGAUUCCGAGCACCGUAACAACUACACCAUUCGGGAUCCCUCACACGAAACUUUGCGGCUUGGUAUGUUGAAGUCUUCAGUAGACUCAUAUAUAACAAUCGCGGAACAAGAAGACGACGAUACGACAACCCAACCAUCGAUGACAUGA